Molecule: messenger RNA, 1067 nt
Organism: Nymphaea colorata (pocket water lily)
Lineage: Eukaryota; Viridiplantae; Streptophyta; Magnoliopsida; Nymphaeales; Nymphaeaceae
Product: 40S ribosomal protein S3a-like
Exons: 7
Coding region: 39-827 (262 amino acids)
Biological process (GO): translation
Cellular component (GO): cytosol; ribosome
Molecular function (GO): structural constituent of ribosome
Source: RefSeq, a predicted model, not a curated record
UUUGGGCCCUCUGCGUUCCUUCGCGCGGAGUUUCAGCGAUGGCCGUCGGGAAAAAUAAGAGGAUAUCGAAGGGGAAGAAGGGAGGCAAGAAGAAGACUGUUGAUCCCUUCUCCAAGAAGGAUUGGUACGAUGUGAAGGCGCCGUCGAUCUUCAAUGUCCGCACAGUGGGCAAAACCCUGGUCAGCAGGACCCAGGGUACGAAGAUUGCUUCCGAGGGUCUGAAACAUAGAGUGUUUGAGAUUAACUUGGCUGAUCUUCAAGCUGAUGAGGACCAGUCGUACAGAAAAAUCCGUUUGAGGGCUGAGGAUGUCCAAGGAAGGAACGUUCUCACCAACUUCUGGGGAAUGAAUUUCACCACGGACAAGUUGAGAUCCUUGGUGCGAAAGUGGCAGACACUAAUUGAAGCACACGUAGAUGUGAAGACCACAGAUAACUACAGUUUGAGAAUGUUCUGCAUUGGGUUCACCAAGAGACGGCCAAAUCAGGUCAAGCGAACAUGUUAUGCACAAUCAAGUCAAGUCCGGCAGAUCCGCCGGAAGAUGAGGGAGAUCAUGGUCAACCAGGCAACUUCGUGUGAUCUGAAAGAAUUGGUGCAGAAGUUUAUUCCAGAAAUGAUUGGCAAGGAGAUAGAGAAGGCAACAUCGAACAUCUACCCCUUGCAAAAUGUCUUCAUCCGUAAAGUGAAGAUCCUGAAAGCACCCAAAUUCGAUCUUGGGAAGCUAAUGGAGGUACAUGGUGACUACUCUGAAGAUGUUGGGGUGAAGGUUGAGAAGGCUGCCGAUGAGGUAAUGGCUGAAGGAGGAGAAACAGAACUUGUUGGAGCCUAACGUGAUACGAGUUCGAUGAUGCCGUAGUUUGUUAUUUUUUGUUUAAUUUUACUGCAUUUAUUAGUUUUUGUUUCAUUUUGGGGAACACAGUUUUUGAAAGAGAUGGCUUCUUUAUUGUAGUAUUGGAUUUUGUCUGUUUUAAGCACAUAUUUUAUCUGGUUACAUGUAUUUCAUCUGCAUCUCUAAUCGGGAAGAGAACAGUGAGGACACAAGGAGCAUAUUAUUGACGUUCACAGUUUC